This is a messenger RNA of Thrips palmi, 2424 nucleotides long. It is a transcript of the gene Arl6IP1, whose product is annotated as ADP-ribosylation factor-like protein 6-interacting protein 1. The transcript has 5 exons. Bases 124 to 729 code for a protein of 201 amino acids. NCBI's taxonomy places the organism in Eukaryota, Metazoa, Arthropoda, Insecta, Thysanoptera, Thripidae. The record is from RefSeq and is a predicted model, not a curated record.
CCUUCUUCUUCUCCUUUCACGAAUGACGCUGAGGGUCAAAAACGUAAACAAAGGCUUAGACGUUUGAGGGUUCAUUAAGUCACUCCUGCUCUUUGCCAAUUCAUCUUCCCCAGUCUUGCAAUCAUGUCAGCAAACGCUCCGAGCAUCUCCGAUCAGGUGAAGCAACUUAAACGACGGUUGGAGUUGUGGCGUGAAGCGGUUCUGCCUGUGUAUGCAGUCCUUGUUUGGGAGAAGCCAUGGCACCCAGGUCUUCUUGGUGGAGUUUCAACGGUUUUCUUUCUGUUGUUUUGGUAUCUGGAUCCAAGUGUUUUGACCACUCUAGCUCUGAUGGGAUUGGUGGUUACUAUUUGUGACUAUGCAAUUCAUUUGAUCGGCUCAUAUGCAAGACAUCCAGAACAAGGUGACAAAUGGACCGGCAAAGAUGAAAAGAAAUUGGAAGAAGUGUGCCACAAUGUGGUUUCCACUCAAGCAAUCAUCGCGUCAAUGGUUAAAAAUUUCUUUCAAAUGCGCAGCACUCGAACUAAAACAUACUAUGCCAUAACCAUCACAUCCCUGAUAAUUUUGAGUUUCCUUGGAGGCAUGAUCAACAACCUGUUCUUUACCUAUUGUGUUGUGACUUUUAUUCUUCUGCUUCCUGGUAUGAAACAACAAGGGCUUCUUCAUCAAUGGAAGUCAACUGUAUUGAAUGCUGUAGGAGGUUCCAAGACAAGUUCAAAAAAAUCAGAUUAAAUGGGGCAUCCUUAAAAACAUCUAUCCAUCAAACGUCGGAACUCUUUGGUUGUCAUUGAUCUUGUCAGUAUUGCAGAUAAUGCCUUUUUAAACUCUAAAUCCAGUGUUAUCUGUAUGGCGUUUCUUUGGAUCUCUUCAAAUAUUAGAGUUCAGCAGUUUCAAUACAAAUUCAAACUGAAACAUGCAAGUUGUCUCAUGUCAAGAUCUACUUUAUAAAAACCAUAUUAAAUACUGUAAUUGCAUUCAAGUACCUUUAAAUUCAUAUCAAAGUCAGAUCCCAUAUUGUACAUUGUUAUGAUGUAUAGAGACAAAGAGUUUUCUUUGAGCAAAUCGUCAGAAUGUGAUCACACUAAUUCAAGCAUUUGAUGAAGGAGGAAAAUGUUUUCCAUUGUGCUCUUUAGUUUUUAAAAUACAAAACCAGGUAUGCUCUCAAAUUUUGGUUUACUCAGAGUACUAGUCACUCAUUGUAUGUUGGUGAUUUUAUUCAUAGGUUGUGAUCCUAUUUAUGUUGUGAAUAUUAGAAGUAGGUUUAGAACAUCUUUUUAAACAAAAUGAUCUCAUCUCAGGAGGAAAUUUUUCUGGAAUGCUAGUGUUUCACAUUUUAAAAUUCAUUCAAAGCACACUACAGUACUUCAAUUUUUGUGUGUUGCUGUAUGCACUCUGAAAUUCAAUCUUGUGGCAAUGUUGUUGUUUUUAGAUCUACUUUUCUGGAUUACCUUCAUUUAUUUUCUUUUAAAUUAUUCAGUUUAGAUUUAGUUUGUAUCGUUUUGUAUUUUACAAUGUGUAGUUUUCAUCUUGAGGCUCCAAAACUAUGUCUUCUCUCUUUUAAUGUACUGUAUCUUUACAGUUGUCUGUGAGAAUAGUAGUGGUUCUUUGUACUCACUAGAUUUCCUCACUGUCAGUGUGUCUAAUCUUGUGAGUACUUUUUACAUUAGUAUCAAGGGGCCCUGGACUCAGAUUUGGAACAUGACAGGUUUGUUUAAUGGUAAGUUAUUUAUUUGUUUCAAACCAACAUGUCGAAAAGCUGAGUCAAGGAUCCCUCCAAAAAUAUAUUCCCCUAUUAAUGUUUUUCUAGAUUUAGUUGAGAAUGCGUAAAAUUGUUACCAAAGUCAUGUCAAGUAGUAUUCAAAUUUUUAGGGUUGAGCUUGUCUUCUGUUUUUUGCCCUGGUGUUGUGACCAUAUUGCAUGUUGUGGUAUUUUGUCACAUUCCCUUAGCAGUAGGAAAGGGUUCCAUGCACCUUUGAUUUAAAGGACUGCUACUGUUAAGUGCUAUCCUUCGAUGUAAUGCACAAAUACUCUAAGAAAGACUACUGUCAGUUCAUUUUUGUGUUUAAGUGUAUGUUGUCACUAACCAUGUCAAUAGAUGAGUUGUUAGAAAAAGUGUGUGCAAAUAUAGUCAAGAUUUCUUGAAAUAACAUUUUUAUUUCCUCAUAAAUUAUUUAAUAAAUAACAAUUUAGCAGUCAUUUGCAAAGAAAAGAGAAUGUUACACUAACUUCUAUUGGACAUGAUGUGUUAAAUGCCUCGCAGAGAAGUUAAAGCCAGAGCAUGUGUUUGCAAGCUCCUCAAUUAACUCAUACAUUACUCUGCAAAAAAUAAUAUCACAACUAAAGUAACAUUAUGAUGUCAAUCUGAUCAGGGAAACAAUAUUUACAUGACUUUAGUGAGUAAAUAAACAAUAAAGCCCACACUUUUAA